This is a messenger RNA of Wallemia mellicola CBS 633.66, 978 nucleotides long. Its product is annotated as DUF125-domain-containing protein. The transcript has 3 exons. Gene Ontology annotation, biological process: intracellular manganese ion homeostasis. The coding region runs from base 1 to 978 and encodes 325 amino acids. Gene Ontology annotation, molecular function: iron ion transmembrane transporter activity; manganese ion transmembrane transporter activity. Lineage: Eukaryota; Fungi; Basidiomycota; Wallemiomycetes; Wallemiales; Wallemiaceae. The record is from RefSeq and is a predicted model, not a curated record. Gene Ontology annotation, cellular component: fungal-type vacuole membrane.
AUGGUCUGUCAAAAUCCAGAAAACUGCUGCGGUGGCUCAUGCCUUAGUAACAAACUACCAAAGCCAACGAGCUCAGAUGAGGAAACCUAUGCUGAGAGUAGCUCUCCAGGUAAAUGUGAUAAGCAUGCACGUGGAGUCUGCUGCAGAGAACUCAAGGGUGAUGAUGAGCGCAACCUGAUUGAUCCAGAUUUCGUCAAGGAUGCUAUUAUUGGUUUGAGUGACGGUUUGGCAGUACCACCUGCACUCGUGGCUGGAUUAGCUGGAUUGGGUGAUUCUAAGCUCGUUAUUCUCGGUGGUCUCAGUGAAAUAGUUGCAGGUGCAAUUAGUAUGGGUUUGGGUGGUUAUCUCGCUGCAGAAGCUGAAAUGAACCACUUCAAAUAUCUCCGUAGAGUCACUAGACAGAGAGUUGCUCGCUCGUGCGCCGGUGAAAUGGAAAGAGAAGUUCAUGACGUGCUCGGUUCAGUCGGUUUAUCAGAAGAAAUCUCAAAUGAAGUCACUACAAGUCUCACCAAGCUAGAACCACCAGCACCAGCACAAGCGCCAUCUUCAUUCUUGAGAAGUUUAAUAGAAAAAUUUGCCAAAAAACCAACACAAUUGCAUACACCUGAAGAAGGAGACUUGAGAUGGUCAGAUGAAUUUGGUUUGACAGCAUUUUUGCUCAAAUAUGGCGAAGGAGUUGAAGAAGUCCCAACAUCUAAGCUUAUUAAGUCAGCUAUAACAGUUGGAAUGGGAUAUGCAAUUGGUGGUAUGUGGCCAUUGCUCCCAUUCUUUUUCAUCAGCGAAGCGCAUGAAGCAUUCAAAAUUUCAAUCCUUGUUACAAGCUUUGUCUUGUUCACAUUCGGUAUUCUGAAACAAUAUUACACCGGUGGUACAGGUGGUUUCGGUGGAUACCUCUAUGGUGGUAUUUCCAUGCUUGUUGUUGGUGCACUCGCUGCUGGAUCUGCCUAUGGUCUCGUUAAGGCCUUCGACACACGCUAA